AUCUUUCAUAGCCACCAUCUUAUAGUUCUCUCUCUCUCUCUCUCCACCGAAGAAGAAACAAUGGAUGGUAACAGCAGCUGCAUAGACGAGCUCAGCUCAACAAGCGACUCCAUUUCCGUUCCACUGCCGUCGAAACCCUCACCGCUGAGCCUCUGCCGUCUUGGCAGUGGCGCGAGCGUGUUAGUGGACUGCGAAGGUGUCAUUGAAGCCAAGUCAAGGAAGCUGCCCUCGUCCAAGUACAAGGGCGUCGUCCCUCAGCCCAACGGCCGCUGGGGCGCGCAAAUCUACGAGAAGCACCGGAGGGUGUGGCUCGGCACCUAUAACAAGGUGGACGAGGCCGCAAUGGCCUACGACGUCGCCGUCAAGCGCUUCCGCGGCCGAGAUGCCGUCACUAACUUCAAGCUGAGGUCUGACACUGAAGACUGCGAUCGCGAAGCCGCUUUUCUGAAUUCCCAAUCCAAGGCGGAGAUCGUCGACAUGCUGAGGAAGCACUCGUACUAUGCUGAGCUCGAGCAGAGCAAGAGAAAGCACUUCAGCGGCAGUGGCACAAGCGUCAGUGCGAUGGAAGUCCUUGGAGAUCCGUCCAGGCCGGAUCGGGCUGCGAUGGCCUGUCAUCUCCUUUUCCAGAAGGAGGUCACGCAGAGUGACGUAGGGAAGCUGAACCGGUUCGUGAUUCCGAAGCAACACGCGGAGAAGCACUUCCCCCUGCGCCACCGCACGAGCCCUGCGACUUCAAAGGGCGUUUUGCUGAAUUUCAUAGACAGUGGAGGCAAAGUGUGGAGAUUCAGGUACUCGUAUUGGAACAGCAGCCACAGCUACGUGCUCACGCGGGGUUGGACCCGGUUUGUCAAGGAGAAGAGCUUGAGGGCUGGAGAUAUCGUCAGCUUCCACCGGUCGGCCGGGCCAGAGAAGCAGCUUCAUAUCAAGUGCAUGAGGAGGAGCUGGCUGGGCCGACACGGGCCCGUCCAUCCGGUCAAGAUGGUGAGGUUAUUCGGGGUCAACAUCUUCACCGUGUCGACAGCGGACGGCGGCGGCUACAGAGGUGAUGGUUGACGGAAAGAGAAAGAUCGAGGUGGUGUUGUUGUCAUUAGAAGCAGGUGGUGAUCGGAGCCUUGUGACGGUUUGGGCCUGUUACUUUUUUAUUUUUUAGGGUUCGUUUGUUAAAUCUGCGAUGUUGGUUGAUUCGGAAGAUGGAAGAAAGAGGGGGGUGGGACUCGGGAGAAGGCAGAUA
Molecule: messenger RNA, 1231 nt
Organism: Rhodamnia argentea
Lineage: Eukaryota; Viridiplantae; Streptophyta; Magnoliopsida; Myrtales; Myrtaceae
Product: AP2/ERF and B3 domain-containing transcription repressor TEM1-like
Exons: 1
Coding region: 61-1053 (330 amino acids)
Biological process (GO): regulation of DNA-templated transcription
Molecular function (GO): DNA-binding transcription factor activity; DNA binding
Source: RefSeq, a predicted model, not a curated record